AUGCUGGCAUCACGGGCACUGCUUACUAAGCAAGCUGCAGCUGUUCUUCUUCGCCAGCCUACGUGCCUGGCACACCAUGGAGGUGACUGGGGCAACUGGGGCAAUACCAACAUUGCUGUGGUAUUCUCAGGCUGUGGCUGGUGGGAUGGUACUGACAUUCACGAGGCUGCAUUCACCAUGUAUCACCUGAGUCGCAAUGGGGCGCGAUUUCAGCUGUUUGCCCCCAACCAGCAGCAAAUGCAUGUGAUGGACCACAUGAAGAUGCAGCCCUCUUCUGGAGAGAACAGGAACAUGAUGAUUGAGUCUGCCCGGUUCUGCCAUGGUCAGGGGAUGAUGCAGAUGCAAGACCUUUCCAAACUGGACAUCAACAGUUUUGAUGCCAUUAUCUUCCCUGGGGGCCAUGGCAUUGUCAAGAACCUAUCCACUUACAACAAGGAUGGCAAAGAUUGCAAGCUGCACAAUGACGUGGAGAGAGUCCUCAAGGAAUUUCAUCGUAACCGCAAGCCCAUUGGCCUGUCCAGCAUGUCCCCUCUGCUGGCCUGUCGGGUUCUGCCCAGUCUGGAGGUGACCAUGGGUUACGAGCGAGAUGAGGGAGACCGCUGGGGUCGCUGGCCCAACACUAACAUGGUGCAGUCAGUCAAGAGCAUGGGAGCACGUCACAACGUCCGCGAGCCUUACGAGGCCUAUGUGGAUGAAAAGAACAAGGUGGUCUCCACUCCGACCUUCAUGUGGGAGACAGACUAUCACUACCACUACAUCUUUGAUGGCAUCGGCAACAUGGUGAAGCACGUCAUGCGAAUGACUGCUAAAUGA
Chanos chanos (milkfish) is the source of this 813-nucleotide messenger RNA. It is a transcript of the gene gatd3l, whose product is annotated as glutamine amidotransferase class 1 domain containing 3, like. Lineage: Eukaryota; Metazoa; Chordata; Actinopteri; Gonorynchiformes; Chanidae. The coding region runs from base 1 to 813 and encodes 270 amino acids. The record is from RefSeq and is a predicted model, not a curated record. The transcript is spliced from 7 exons. Gene Ontology annotation, cellular component: mitochondrion.